UUUCACUUCUGGCAGAAAGCUCAGUUUGCCUGCGGUUCGCUCAGCCCUGCAGUCGGCGGCUCCCUGCUCCAGCCCUGCGGCCUCUUGCGCCCCGUGCCGCUCGCGCUGCCCUUCCCUCGGUGACUGCCAUGGCUCCUUGCCUCCUUCAGACCUUCUCAAGUGACAUUUUGUCGAGUAAGCCCACGCGAUGGAGGGGUUGCUGCAUUACAUCAACCCGGCCCAUGCCAUCUCCCUCCUCAGUGCGCUCAACGAGGAGCGCCUCAAAGGGCAGCUGUGUGACGUGCUGCUGAUCGUCGGGGACCAGAAGUUUCGAGCUCAUAAAAAUGUCUUGGCUGCCAGCAGCGAGUAUUUUCAGAGUCUGUUCACGAAUAAGGAGAACGAGGCCCAAACCGUAUUUCAACUUGAUUUUUGUGAACCCGAUGCUUUUGAUAAUGUUUUGAACUACAUUUAUUCUUCGUCCUUAUUUGUCGAGAAAAGCAGUCUCGCCGCCGUCCAAGAGCUGGGCUACAGCCUCGGGAUUUCCUUUCUGACGAACAUCGUCUCGAAAACACCUCAGGCACCCUUUCCAACGUGUCCCAACAGGAAGAAGAUAUUCAUAGAAGAGGACGAAAGCAGUUCUCAGAAGAGAAGUGUCAUCGUGUGUCAAAGCCGAAACGAAGCACAAGGCAAAACUGCCGGUCAGAAUCAGCCCGACCUGAGCCACACCUCGCGGCCCUCCCCCGGCCUCGCGGUCAAGACCGGCACCGGGAAGCCCCACGUCCCAAAGCCAGCGGAAGCGCCUCACGCGUCGCCAGUAGCCGAAAAGACUUGGCCCAGAGAUGGCCCUGUGGGCUGCGCGAAGUCCCUCGAGCGUCCCGGCUCUGUGGACGACCCUCACAGAAGCAGCUUAGCAAAGAGCAAUGCGGUGCCGCCUGGCAAGCCGCUGCAGGACAGAGAGGGGACGGACGAGAAACCGUGUCUGAGCGGCCAGCUGCCCAAAGGAAAAGCCAUAGAGCUGGCCUUGAAGAGACCACGGCCGCCCGUCCUGUCUCUUCGAAGCGCGUCGGAGACCCCCUACGUGCUGAAGGAAACCGGCAAAGGAGGCGGCCCGGGCGAAGACAGGAACCUGCUGUACUAUUCGAAGCUGGGGUUGGUGGUCCCGUCCGGCGGCCCUGGUUCCGGAAAGCAAGGCAUCGACAGAAGCGGCCCGCUGGUGAAGAGUCUGCUCAGGCGCUCGCUGUCCAUGGACAGCCAGGUUCCCGUCUACUCGCCCGCCAUAGACCUGAAGUCUUCCCAGGGGCCCUCGGCAGCGUCCGGGGAGGUGCCCGCCAACGUGUUCUGUGCUCUGUCUCAAAAGCCGUCCGUGAAAGAGUGCGACGACGCGUCAGCCCUCGACGAGCGGACUCCGGCGCCCCAGCCGCACCGCCUCAGGUCCUUCAGCGCCUCUCAGUCCACGGACAGGGAGGGCGAGCCUGCUGUGGCCGAGGUGCGCGUCAAGACGGAGCCCCGCAGCCCGCUGUCGGACCCCUCCGACAUCAUCCGAGUCACCGUGGGAGACCCGGCGGCCGCGUCGUCCGUCACGAGAGACCUCUCCCUGAAGACCGAAGACGACCAAAGAGACAUGAGCAGACUCCCGGCCAAAAGGAGGUUCCAGGCGGACCGAAGACUGCCGUUUAAGAAGGUAAAGGAGGGCGAGCACGGGUCUCCGGUGUCCGAACAGAACUUGGAGGAGGGCUCGAGCCCUCCUCUCCCCGAUGCCGACUUUCCAGACUCUGACUUGAAUAAAGAGGAAUUUGGUGAGUUGGAGGGAACGAGACCAAACAAAAAGUUUAAAUGCAAACAUUGCCUUAAGAUCUUUAGAUCCACAGCAGGCCUUCACCGGCACAUUAACAUGUACCACAACCCAGAGAAGCCCUAUGCUUGCGACAUCUGCCACAAGCGCUUUCACACGAACUUCAAAGUGUGGACGCACUGCCAGACCCAGCACGGCGUGGUGAGGAACCCGUCGCCGGCCUCUAGCUCACACGCCGUGCUGGACGAGAAGUUCCAGAGAAAGCUCAUUGACAUAGUGAGAGAGCGAGAGAUUAAGAAGGCCCUGAUCUUUAAGCUGAGGCGCAGCAAGCCCGCUUUUCAGGCGCAGACUAGCUCCCAGGCCCAAGCCAUCAAGAGGAACUUGCGGUCCCGAGCCAAAGGAGCGUACGUUUGCACCUACUGCGGAAAGGCCUAUCGCUUUCUCUCGCAGUUCAAGCAGCACGUAAAGAUGCACCCGGGAGAAAAGCCCGUUGGCGUCACUAGAGCUGCUAAGCCCAGGGAGCAUGUUUCUCUGGAGAGCCCGGUAGAGAACAAGGAGGUUUACCAGUGCCGCCUCUGUAAUGCUAAGCUCUCUUCUCUUCUAGAGCAAGGAAGCCACGAGCGGCUGUGCCGAAACGCAACCGUUUGCCCCUACUGCAGCCUUAGGUUUUUCUCGCCCGAGCUCAAGCGGGAGCACGAGGGCAAGUGUGAGUACAAGAAGCUGACGUGCCUCGAGUGCAUGCGUACCUUCAAGUCCUCCUUCAGCAUCUGGCGGCACCAGGUCGAGGUCCACAACCAGAACACGAUGGCGCCGGCCGAGCACUUCUCCCUGCCCGGCCUGGACCACAACGGCGACGCGACCGCCGCCUCCAGGCCCCAGGCCCAGGCCGAGCCUCCGAAAGCCAACCACGCGGUGGCCGCCAAGGACGACGCCGCGUUCAGCGACUGUUCCGAGCAGGUGAACUUCGACUCCGAGGACUCUUCCUGCCUCCCCGAGGACCUCAGCCUUUCGAAGCAGCUGAAAAUCCACGUCAAGGAGGAGCCCGCCGAGGAGGCCGAGGAGGAGGCGCCCGAGGCCCGCGCGGCCGCCAAGGACGCGGGCCCCAGCAAGGACAGCAGCCUGUGGCCGUGCGAGAAGUGCGGCAAGACGUUCACGGCGCACAAGCAGCUGGAGCGGCACCAGGAGCUGCUGUGCUCCGUGAAGCCCUUCAUCUGCCACGUUUGCAACAAAGCCUUCCGCACCAACUUCCGCCUCUGGAGCCACUUCCAGUCCCACAUGUCCCAGGCCGCCGAGGAGCCGGCGCACAAGGACCCGGAAGCCUGCCCCGUCCCCACAAACUCGCCGUCCCCGCCCCCGCUGCCCCCGCCCCCGCCGCUGCCCAAGAUCCAGCCCCUGGAGCCCGACAGCCCGACGGGCGUGGCCGAGAACCCCGCGCCGGCCGCCGAGAAACUCUUUGUGCCCCAGGAAUCCGACACGCUGUUCUACCACGCCCCGCCCCUCUCGGCAAUCACAUUUAAAAGGCAGUUCAUGUGUAAACUGUGCCACAGGACAUUCAAGACUGCCUUCAGUCUUUGGAGUCACGAACAAAGCCACAACUGAAGGGCCGGCCCCUUCGGCCCCUUCCGGAAGGGGAGGCGGUCCCCAGGUUUCAACCCAAACUGUGAGCCGCGCAUGAGAUACAAAAUAUUUUUUGAAGAGAAGGAAUAAUAAAGGUUGGAAAUUGUUGCGCUUGAAUAGAAGCUCGAGGGAAAUCGAUAUUAAUUAGCAAAGUCCUUACUCAGCUUAGAAAAACUAAACUACGUCGUGCUCUGGACCUUACGGUCACACGACGACUGGACUUCAUCGAUGUUGAAAUUUUGAUCGAUCCCGGUUGUUUGCAUGGUUCCUCAUUCCACGGUGUCAGUAUACUCUUUUACUGGAGGUUGUUUUGGUUUUUUACUGAUUUGCAGCCCGUGAAAUACUACUUCAGUAUUUCUUUCGAUUAUAGCGGACACCUAAGUUCUACUUAAGCCUCAGCCAUGUCCUGGAGUCCUCAGCAUAUCAGGAGGAAGGGGAGAGUAGUCUGCAGUGUUGACUUAGAUCUUAGGAUACUUUAGCAAUAAAACAAUGAUAAGCCUCAACUGUAAUAAGUUAUCCUGACACUUGAUAACAAUAAAUAUUUGGUAUUUUGUGGUCACGUAGACAUUCUUUUGUAUGAAAGUUGUGAGGAAUUUAAAUCAGCAAUAGUAAUACUUAGAUUUUUAUAAAGUAACAAAACUUGCUCUUGGGUCACUUAAUAUAAUUAAGGACGGGAGACUUAGGAAAUGAAAACAGGAUUUCUAGAAGGUCUCUAAGUUUACAGAAACUUCAGUGACGCUAGGCGUUGUGGUCAGAGCUGGCGCUCCGGGCUGCGUGUGCACAUCCCGGCUUUCCGUUCUGACCACGCGGGGCACACGAAGCAUCUGGCGUCCUCUGACUUACCGCCGCCACAGAGGGAAAAUCCGAGCGCGUUUGGGACAGGAAACAAAGGUGGCACGAGGCGCUCACUGAUGUUGAGUUUAACCUCGUUGGUGUAACAGAUCGGGUCGGGGCUCACAUUUACGCUCGUGGAUCCCAGGCCCCGGGGUCCGUGCGGCACAGCGGCCCUGAGCCCGGAGUUGGCAUCGACUUCCGGAGCUGGGGAGCCGGGGAAACCCCACACCACGGUCUCCAGGCGCCCUCGACGGCGGUAUUUACAGCGUUCGGUUUCCUGCCUCUGUCUCCUGAGGAUUUCUGUUAGAAUUUGUUGGAGUUUAUUGUGGUCAAACGUCCUCAGUGCAAUCAUUCUGCUCUGAGUCACUGCUUUUAGUGUCUCAGGGAUCUGUGUGAAAGCGCGAUCAAGGGUCCAAAAUGAGUUUCCGCUACCUAAUAAGGCCCACAGGGUUUGGGCUGCCUUUUUUUUUUUUUUUUUUUUUCUUCUUCUUUUUCCUAUUUUGUAUGAGUUGCAAUUAAAAGGCUUUUGGGAGGGGCCACCCGAGUUCAGUGGGUGUCUCUAAAGGGAAAACUGUCUCACUCGCAGGUACUUAGGUACGUACAAGUGGAAAUACUAUUGAAAUUACAAAAGAGAUCCUUGUCAGGUAGUGCUAUGGAUGAAGUCUCCCAAGUUUAUUCAUUUUUUUUGCAAGCUGUUCUUUCAAAUAAAAAAGAGACUGUGGCUGAGAAACCAUCUGCUGAGUGUUUCCCUGUAUCCCGCUGCCACAGAGAAGGUUUCUGGCCUCGGUCUCGUCACCCACGUUCCGGACCAGCGGGAGGGAAGACACGCCUAACUUUUUAUCCAUACACAAGCAUUUUUAUACAACAGUAGUGGACUUUGUAGAUGAGAGAAAUUGCGGAUGAAAUUUUGCCUUUCUGUUUCCUUUUCCAUUUGAAAACUGUCCUAAGUCCCAAAGUAUUUUUGAGUGGUCGCUUCCUAUUUUUGUUCUUAGUUAAAUUUGAUGGAGAAAGGCAAAUAAAAUGAAGUCACAGCUACCGACGAUUGCCAUCUUUAUAUUUUCUGGAAGAAACCUAUGCAUUUGAAAGAUAAAACUAAAGCCUAGGAUUUUACGCAAAACAUCAGGAUGGAUUGUUGUUCACUGAAUGAGUCCCCCUUGUAAUGUGCCGUUUCUUAUUCGGAGCACCUUGGUAGCUGUCACUUCUUCAGAGGACAGUUUCCCUCAGAGUAGUCCCUGCUUCUGGCUGUUAAGAGUACGUGUGACAGUUCCACGGCACACAUCAUCUUGGCAUUGUAAAUUCAGUAUCCCAGGACUUGAACCUCUAUGCUACAUUUUUGAAGAUUUUUUGAUAAUGUUAAUCAGUAAAAAAUAUUUUUGAUCUAAAUACACGCUCAGCGUAUCUGUUGGACUUUGAAAAUUGCCAGUGUUUUGUCUUGUUAGUUCCCAUUUUUGUCUAGGCAAGGAGCGUAAGAUUUCAAAUAAAAUUUUGAACCAAAAACAUUUCUAAUGCAGUUCUGGUUUUUCUAUUACUUUUUAUACUGUACCUUCAAAGCGUCAGGCAGAAAGAGUUUAUUUUGGUGGUCAGAAAGUAAACUGCGCUUCCUCUCACGUGACUAUUUUCAAUGUUAGGAAGCAGAGUAAUGACAGACACGUGAAUCGCUUCAUUUAAGAAUGUCGAUCUCAGACAGCAGGCAGAUACUUGGUGUGAGACCAGAGGGUCUUUCCUUGUUACAUCUCCAGCUCAUAAAAGUGUUGAAAAUGUUUUUUCUGAUUAGAAUUAAUUUUUGAAAAUGUAGAAAGCUCAUUAUUCCUUGUAAGUAUUCAGGAUGCCUUUUUUUAUGCAGUUGUGGAAAGAAUGUAAGAUGUUUUAAUAUAUUCUUUGUUAAUCUGAGAACUUGCUGUGUUGAACCAUUUUCUUUAUGUGGGAGAGGGCGGGAGGGGCCGCCUGAAACACCUCUUUAUCAAAGCAAGCAGUGGAGGUUACAAAUGGUGUGUGUUUUUUGUAGUUAAUAUUUCAACCUAAUAGAAUAUUCACCUUUAAAACCAGUUAUGGCUAGUGUGCGUUCGUUAUUUUUAUCAAAAUACACAACUAAGGGUUCAACCGUGAGGUCAUUUUGCAUUUGUGGGGACAUGUGUGUGGUUCUUGGUUUUCUGUUUUGGAGUGGAUCGUUCACAGCCUUUUUAAAAAUAGACUCCAAGGGCGCCUGGGUGGCUCAGUCAGGUGAGCGUCUGACUUCAGCUGAGGUCACGAUCUCACGGUUACUUACGUGAGUUCGAGCCCCGCAUGGGGCUCUGUGCUGACAGCUCAGAGCCCGGAGCCUGCUUCGGAUUCUGUCUCCCUCUCUCUCUGCCCCUCCCCCGCUCACACUCUGUCUCUCAAAAAUGAGUAAAUGUUUAAAAACAAAUAAAUAAUAUACUCCAGCUCUUACUAACCAGUGGCGAUUGUAUCUACACACAGCAGCCAUUGGUGUUGAUGAGGGUAGAAGCUGGGGGACCAGAAGAAGAUGCCCUUUCCUGGAGGCAGGGGGUAUCUUCCUCUACGGGCCAGCGGUCCUUGCGGGUGAGGGACAGACAAGAACUCACUGGUCUAAAGUUGGCCUUCGUUCCCUCUGUGCGCCUGUGUGUGUGCGUGUGUGUGCGUGUACAUGACCAGAAUCCAGAACCUUAGGAAGUAAAGGUAUUUGAAUUUUCUUACUACAAAAAUAGAGUUCAUGUAGAACAGGUUUCUUUAUAAAUUGCACUAAUUCAUAUUGGAACCCUACAAGUCCGUUUUGUCAAUUUCUGAAUUCUCAUUGAUGUUUUUUUGUAAUAAGUGUGAAAAGCAUUAUUAUUUAAAUAAUGCUAAUACAGUAAGUUCUUUAACACUGGCUUUAUUAUUUUUUUUUUUUUUUUAAGUUUAAAACAUAGGGUUUUCUUUUGUGGCUUUAGCACUUUAAGAAGUUUUAUGUCUCCAUAAUUUGUCACGGGCUUGCUAGGUGCUUCUCUGCGUGUGCUCUAGCGAGCACUUCUUCCGCGCGCCUGGGGGACCCUGAGCAGCCGUGCUUACCUGCUGGAGGAGGAAACAUGGGUGAAUGUCAGGUUUCUUAAAUUCCUUUCAGAGACCAUCAUUUGGGAACCAAAGUAUUUGACUGUAAAUCUUGAAAAUAACUGAGUACUCCCUCAUCAUUUAUUAGUGCUGUUCUCAAAUUGUCCACAAAGUUUCUCCUCGGUUAAUGUUAAUUUUCAAAAGGUGAUAAUUUUUUAUUGACAUUAAUCCAGUACUUCAACAUUUUCCAUUGAAUAAAUGCUUAUUAUUAAGCAAAUGUGGUUAUAAACAAAUUGCGUGUAUUUUGUUGUCAGAUGCCUUAGCAGACUAAAUCAUUGUUCAAUUUUAUUUAGGAAUGAGCUUUUUGGAACUCAAAAUUCAUGGUAAAAUAGGAUUUCUAUCUAAUGUUAAUCCAUUGCUUUUUCUGUAUCCAAUUCCAUCGUCUGUUUCCUUUGCUUAAAUCUUGACUAAGAAUGAUUGGAGUCAAUAAAUUUGUACUGUAUUUUGUUUGGA
Molecule: messenger RNA, 7759 nt
Organism: Lynx canadensis (Canada lynx)
Lineage: Eukaryota; Metazoa; Chordata; Mammalia; Carnivora; Felidae
Gene: ZBTB21
Product: zinc finger and BTB domain containing 21
Exons: 2
Coding region: 188-3370 (1060 amino acids)
Biological process (GO): regulation of transcription by RNA polymerase II; negative regulation of DNA-templated transcription
Cellular component (GO): nucleus
Molecular function (GO): RNA polymerase II cis-regulatory region sequence-specific DNA binding; DNA-binding transcription factor activity, RNA polymerase II-specific; protein binding
Source: RefSeq, a predicted model, not a curated record